GCUCUUAUUUAUUCUUUGUAUAUCUAGAAAACGGGAUUAUGAAGGCUUCCUCUGUGCACUGCUAUUGCCUGCAGAAUCACGUGCCUCUGUCUUGGCCCUGAGAGCCUUCAAUGUAGAACUGGCUCAGGCAGAUCAGAGAUUCUGUAACUGAGAAGACCAUUGGUUUGAUGCGGCUAGAGUUUUGGAGGAAAGCUGUAGAAGACAUUUACCAGGAUAAUCCACCACAACAACCAGUGGCAAUAGAGUUGUGGAAGGCUGUUAGGAGGCAGAACCUAACCAAAAGAUGGCUUAUGAAUAUUAUUGACCAAAGGGAAAAAAAUCUGGAUGACCGAGCUCAUCGGGAUAUCAGUGAACUUGAGACAUAUGCUGAAAAUACACAGAGCGCACUUCUUUACCUCACCCUAGAAACACUUGGUGUGAGGGACAUCCAUGCAGACCACGCGGCCAGUCACAUAGGGAAGGCACAAGGCAUUGUAACCUGUUUAAGGGCAACUCCAUACCAUGCUAGCAGAAGGAAGGUGUUUCUCCCCAUGGAUAUUUGCAUGCUGCAUGGUGUUUCACAAGAGGACUUCAUAAGAAACAAUGAGGCAAAGAAAAUAAAAGAUACUGUUUAUGACAUUGCAAGUCAAGCCCAUGUUCAUCUGGAACACGCUAGGUCCUUCAAGAAGAAUGUCCCUGCCAAAGCAUUUCCUGCCUUCCUUUGUACGGUUGCUAUUGAAGAUUAUUUACAUAAAAUACAAAAAGCUGACUUCAAUGUAUUUCAUCCAAGUUUGCACCAGAAGAGCACUUUACUGCCUUUGCAUCUGUAUAUUAGAUCAUGGAAAAAAGCUUAUUGAAAAAUAUGACGUUGAGUAUUUCUGAUUGAGAAUUAUUAUAUAUAUGUAUUCAUUUACUUGGCAAUGUUAUAUGGAUGAUAUAUCCAGACACCUUUUUUCAUAUUUAAUCCAAUCCCAGACUUCACAACAACCUUAUGAAAUACAUUUGGUAAAUUAGUAACUAGCCCACUGUCACAGAGUAAACUGCAUGACUGAGUCUGUAUUUGAACGCAAGUGUUGUCAUCCAAAUCUAAUUCUAUCCAUGAUGCCCAUCAUCAUGGAAUUUGAGAGUUCUUUAGCAACUUUCCAUCCAGGGACUAAUCAAACAGAGCCUUGCUUAGGUUCAGCCAGGUGUUUGCAUCAAUUACAGGUAGUCUUCGACCUAUGACCACAAUUGAGCUAAGAAAUUAUGUUGCUAAGUGACAAAUUUGUUAGGUGGCUUUUGCCCCAUUUUGCGACUUUUCUUGCCACAUUUGUUAAGUGGAUCCCUGCAGUUGUUGAGUUGGUUAAUAGGUUGUUAAGUGAAUCUGGCUUCCCCAUUGACCCUGCUUGUCAGAAGGUCGCAAAAGAUGAUCACAUGACCUUGAAGCACAGCAAUAGUCAUGAAUAUGAACCAGUUGUCAAGCAUCCAAAUGUAAAUCACGUGACCAUGGGGAUACUGCAAAGGUCAUAAAUGUGAAAAACGGUCAUAAGUCACUUUUUCAGUGCCAUUGUAACUUCAAAAGGUCACUUAAUGAACUGCUGUAAAGUGAGGAUUACCUGUACAGAUUAAAACACAGACAGCAAAAUUUGAUAAAGUGAACAUACAGUUUUAUAGUUAACAUAAAGCAUUGUGGAAAUUCUGGGAGUUGAACAUUGACAUUUGACAAAUGUCCAGAUUGGGGAGAAUAUUCUAUAGGAUGCUGAUUUUGUACUUUUUUUAAAAAGAAUGUUUGCAAGCCUUAACUUGUUAAAAUGUUUCACUACUGCUUUUCACCAGAAAUAGUAGUUUUGUAUUAUUUACAAAAAAUAAUAACAUGCAAAAAGAAAGCCCCCACAUGCAAAUUUAAAAACAUGAAACAUAAAAACCUGAACAAUAUGCAGAUUAUAUAUUUUCACUUAUAUGUGCCAGUCAUAAGUCCCUACAAAAGAGAAACCCCAAAAAUGUUAUUUUCUAGCAACAGUAGUUUGGCUAAUUAAUUGGCUGGUACUUGGUUAAUAUAUUUUUCUAUAUUUUCUAAAUAUAGAAAAUAUUUGUGAAUGUGUGUGUGCUUGUGCACCUUCAAGUCAGUUUUUUUAAAUUCCUAGUGACUACCUAGAUAGGUUCAUUAACUUGCUUGGCAAUAUUUUGGAAGUAGCUUCCCAUUGCCUCCUUCCUAGGGCUGAGAGAGUGAGUGGCUCAAAAUCACCCAGCUAGCUUCAUGCCUAAAGUGGGACUAGAAUUCACCAUCUCCCAGUUUCUAGCCUGAUGCCUUAAUCACUACAUCAAAAAAUACCAAAAAAAAAUACUGUUAACAUGCUAAAUGGCAGUUAAAUGGCUGCCAAUCUCAUACAAUGUUUUCAGGUGACACAAAUUUUCUAACAUUUAUAACUUGCAAAUACUUUUAAAUUUUGCUGCUGGAUGAAACACUCUUUCAAAAUUGGCCAGUAGAAAUAUCUGUUUGCAAAUAUCUUGCAAACUUUUUAUAUCAUUCAGACAUUUGAUAUGGAAACUUUUCUAGUAUGAUGUGCAGGAAUUAAAGUUACGAUUUGUUGGUCAAAUCAACACAGUUCAUUCGUAGAUGUUUGCCUUAUGAAAAGACAGUUGUAUUGGAAUAGCUUUACUAUGGGAUUAUUUUUAAAAAAAAUAGUAUUUCUUUGACAGGGUAUGCCUAAGAAAGAAUUUCAUAUAUUUCAGAAAUCAACCAAGGUUUGAACAUCAGUUGGCUCAGGAUAAUAUUAAUUACACUUUGGCCUAUGCCUGUUAAAUCUUGACUAGAUAAACUGAGAGGUUGGGAUUGAUGAAGAAGCUUCAAAAUCUGUUUUGUACGCAAAUAAUACCCAUUUGAAUCUACAACAUUUCAAGAAAAGUUUAGAAAGUUUCAUUUUCUGAAACACAGGAGACCUGGGUACCAGCAACUAUAAUUAACACUGCCCUAAAAUAGACUAGUGGUUUGACUCAGAAGAAAUUGUUCUUCAUUUUACUUAGGCUCAGAUAGUCUUUAAUGAAAACAGACGCUUUGGAAAAGCAGAGAAAAUACACAAAUAUUAUCGGAUGCAUAAUUUUAUUUUAUGUAGCUGCAAAAGGCGAGAAAUGAUUCCUUGUGUGAUGGAAGGGAAGGAGGUGUAGUAAAACCCAGAGAAUAUGCAUGAGCAGACAGGACCCAGUAAACAGGAUGUGACUUCAGAAAAUUGCAACAGAAGUCAUGUGAGAUUGUAAGGUUUUAGAGAAUGAUACAAUACUGUGUCAAAGUGCAGGUAUUCCCGGCUAUGGAAUCUGUAAUCAACAGAAGCUAAGUAGGUGAAAUUUGUCUUCCUCAACCCCUAAUUUCCCUUCUCUCAGGAAACUGCCUAGAAUUCUCCCUGUGGAUGAACACCAGGAGGCAGCUUGUGACAAGUAUUUUUUCCUUGUGCUGAUCAUUUACAGCAGCGGUUCUCAACCUGUGGGUCGGGACCCCGUUGGGGGUCGAAUGACGAUUUGCCAGGGGUCGCCUAAGACCAUCGGAAAUAUGGGAAGUAUACUUGCGAGUUGAAGAAUCGCGCUCCAAUGGCUGACUUCACAAGCCAGCCGCAGGCUCUUCAAAUUGCUAGCCGAAUUCGGCUUCAGGCAUGAUCAAUUAAAAAAGAGAGAAAUCUUUGCUCUUUUUUUUUUUAAUUUGAAUUUAUAUCCCGCCCUUCUCCGAAGACUCAGGGCGGCUUACAUUGUGUAAGGCAAUAGUCUCAUUCUAUUUGUAUAUUAUAUACAAAGUCAACUUAUUGCCCCCCCAAAAAUCUGGGUGCUCUGAUGUCUCCCUCUUAAGCCAGCUGCAAUCACUCUCAAUCGCUAGCCUAAUCUGGCUUCAGGCGCGAUAAACUUAAUAGGGGAGGAGUCUCCGCUUUAAUGCCUCCGUCCUCAAGGCAAUUGCAAGCAGUUCAGAUUGCUAGCCAUAUGGCUUCAGGCGCGAUAAAUUCAAAACGAAAAUAAUUUUACGGUUGGGGGUCGCCACAUCAUGGGGAAUUGUAUUAAAGGGGUCGCAGCACUAUAAAGGUUGAGAACCACUGAUUUACAGGCUGAUGGGUUAAUUUCUUCCUUCUGUUUAAAGGAGUUAGCUAGCCUAUCCAUGGAUCAUUUCCUCCAGCAAUCCUUCCAUCUUCUGACCUCUCUCUCCUCUUUUUAGUAUAUAUGAAUAUCUCUGCUUUCUCUGUGGUUAUUUUUUUUUAAAGAUGUCCUCUAUUCUGAAUGUAAAAAUUUUGAAUUGUACAGGUAGUCAGUCCUUGCUUAACAACUGCCCUGUGUUUAGUGGUGGUUUGAAAUUAUUCUGGUACUGAAAAAGCAUGUUUAUGGCUGGCCCUCACUGCACCAUCCCCCAUGGUCAUGUGAUUGUGAUUCCAGCACUUCAGAACCGGUGGUGUUUAAUGACUGUCGUAGUGUCCUGUGGUCACGAUUGCCAUUUAUGCCUGUCACAGCUGACUUCUGACAAGCAGAAUCAAUGGAGAAGCUGACAGUAAAAUCCCAAGUUGCGGUCACGUCUCUUACUUAACAACCAUGGGUGAUUCCCUUAACUGUUGUAAUGGAAGUGAGGUAAGGCCACUUUGUGGUCAUGUGCUAUCUUGCUUAAUGAUUGUAUCAUUUAGUGACAGAGUUGUCAGGCCCAAUUUUGGUUGUUAGGUAAAGGUAAAGGUUCCCCUCGCACAUAUGUGCUAGUCGUUCCCGAUUCUAGGGGGUGGUACUCAUCUCUGUUUCAAAGCCGAAGAGCCAAUGCUGUCUGAAGAUGUCUCUGUGGUCAUGUGGCCACCAUGACUAAAUGCCAAAGGCACACAGAACGUUGUUAUCUUCCCACUAAAGGUGGUCCCUAUUUUUCUACUUGCAUUUUUUACGUGCUUUCAAACUGCUAGGUUGGCAGAAGCUGGGACAAGUAACAGGAGCUCAUCCUGUUAUGCGGCACUAGGGAUUCGAACCGCUGAACUGCCGACCUUUUGAUCAACAAGCUCAGCAUCUUAGCCACUAAGCCACUGCAUCCCCAUUUUGGUUGUUAAGCAAAGACUAAUUCAUCUCAGCAUUAUCCACAUGUUGAUAUCGACUAGAAACUUGAAUAAAACCAUAACCCAACAUUGUCCUACCUUGGAUUCUCCAAUUUUUUUGGUCUACAAUGCAUGGUGAGGCAUUCUGGGAUUUGUAGGCGUAUGUAGCCAACCCUCAAGUAUAGGCCGAGAGUCCUUCGCAUGCAAGAGAAGUAGCAUAAUAAUUGGGAGGAAUAUGAAUGCAACCCCAACAUCUUCAUUUGAUUUAAGAGACUGCUGUACAAUUAGCGCAAAGAACUGAUCUAAAAAAGACGUAUCCUCAGGAACCAAUGGCCUUGCUAUGUUGCUGAAUUACAUGCAUAGUGAAAGAUACUGGCAGUUCUGAAAAGCCAUUUAUUUCCCACCCAUGUGAAAGAAUUUGGGAUAUGUUUUUAUCUGAAUACAUUUUACAAUCCUACCUGUGAAGUCUGUGACCAGACCCAAUUUUACUACCAUUUUUAAUGGUGAUAAGUAAAAUCAGUCAUAAGUGUGAAUCCACAUUAACCAAUGGUGUUUUUUGCGGGACCAUGGAAUGAUACAACUGACGUGAGUUGCGAUCACAUGACUGUGGGGGUGGGAUGACAGUCAUAAGUUCAAAUUUAGGUUGUGACUGACUUUGAAGGCUGUAGUCAAUUCAAAUUGUUUUUACAAACGUACAAAUUGUAAGUUGACGGUAUAAAUUCUGCGUAAGUACAGUGUUUUCCACAUCACAUAUCUGUGCUACCACAUUUGAAAUUGAGGGUCUUAAUUAUAUAAUGUAAUGUAAACAAAACAAUUAUGAGAAAGAGAUUUAAGAUAAUUAUUUAGCACAAUAAGUCAGCCCAAAUUGUAUAACAGAAAUAUAUGUACUCAAGGAGCUGUAAACAGAUGCAACUGAGUAGUAUAUGUCAUCAGAGCAUAAUACUCUGAUAUCUCAGUCAGCAUCCAUUUGGCUGCAAAAUGGCACAUAAAUUCACAAGGUUUGUGUGAAUAAAAGGGUAGGGAUGUAAUCAAUAUAUAAGAGCUUAUACUGUAGUGCCUACAAGAUCUCUAUGCUAUUUAGCAUCUUUGCUUACAGAAUCAAUCAAGAACAUUCAUUCAUUCAUUGAAUAUCAAUGUUGAAAGAGUUCUGUGUACUGAUUCAGAUAUUUGCAUGGCUCCCAAAAAACAUUGUUCACCAGAUAUUUAAGAUAUAUUAUGUUUCUUAAGUUUAAAGAAAUAUUGAAAGUGUUUUGAGACACAUUUGUUCAUCACAGGAGAAAAAAAUAUGUUUUAAAGCUAGCUAAAUAGUCUAGAGUUGUCUCUUUGUACUCUAGGAUAGCACAAACACUUCAUUAAGUCACCCCAGUUUUAAAGUUACAGAUCCCUCCACAAGAACUGAUUCUGUUCACACAAUACGCUUUUAUCUUCCUUUAUUCCUUAGAAAAUUGAUUCAUUCAGUAACCAGGUUAAAUAUGUUACAUAAUCACUGCAUAACAUGAUGCAAAUCAAGCUUAGACUUGAAGACUCACACAAAUCCCUCUAGCCCUGAGAUUGCUCAUAGCAACUUCUUCCCUGUUGGCAAUCCAGCCAUGUUACAAACACUUCUGUAUGUAUGUAAGUGAAUAAAUACAAAUCUCUCCAUAUCAGAAAUUGUCAGAUUACCGAAAUAAUGUUUAACAGAGACAGAUAAAAAGAUCUUUGCUGAGGAAAAGAAAAUCAAAAGUUUUCCCCUCUUUUUUGUGCCUUUGAGUCAAUCUUUACUCCCAGCAGUUGCUGGACAAGUCCAUAAAAUUUUAUUGGAAAAUUUUUUAGAAGUAAUUGGGGGUUACCUUCUUCCUCCUUCCUAAGGCUGAGAAAGAAUAAUGGACUCAAAAUCAUCCAACAGGUUAAUGCGUAAAACAGGACUAGAAUUCAUGGUCUCCUACUUCUAAGUCUGGCGCCUUUAAACACUAAACCAAAUGGGCUUUCAUAUUUGGCUUGAUAACAGCUGAAGUGAAAGGAUCUUGAAAAGAUAACAAAGAAACUGAAUAUGGGCCAGUUCAGAUCACCCAGUUAGCUAGUAGUUAAGUCACAGGGCAGACUAAUAGAAUAUGCUAACAUUCUAACCAGCUUAAUUCCCAUAAUUAAUCUAGAGCUAAAUUAAUUCUUCCCACUCAACCAUGUUAUGCAAAUUGCUUCCUGGAGAGUAAGAACAAAUGUAUUUUCCUGUAUCUGAGUCAGAUAAAGUCACCAUCUUGGGUAUUCUUUUUCUGUUUUACAGGGUCCCAAAAGAGGCAAAACAAUGUAUGGCUGCACAAGCCUGUCCUUCUCUACCUACAAUAAUGCUAAUUUCAAUUGCACCAUCAUGGUUUUUUUUCUUCUGCUCUGGCAAAAAUAUCCUAGCAUAGUAUUUCUUAACUUUUGACAAGUUGAAGAUAUGUGGAUUUCAACUCCCAGAAUUUCCCAACCAGCUAUGCUGGGAGUUGAAAUCCACACAUCUUCAAGCUGCCAAGGUUGAGAUACGUGCUCCAGGAAAUGUUUUAUGUAGCAGAUGGGAAACUCGGAAUAUGGCUGCUUCUCAGCUGACCAUGUGAUAAGUGAUUGCUAGCUGUUGGCGGUAAGUCAAUGGCCUGAGGAAGCAGAUGAUUAAACCCGCCGUUUAGUACAAAUGUGGCUUAUGAAUCAACAAAUUUAAUACCAAUCAACAGUGCUAUGUAGCUGCAAAAAUGACAAUUUUAGACUAGCUCAGUGAAAGCACAAUAUUCCACUUGUAGGAGAUGAUACUCCACUAUUUUCUUGUACCGGUAAAGCCCCUCCCCAGAUAUCAUAUCUUAUAUAGGAUUCAGACAAAUUGAAAUAGGUUUAGUAAAGUGUAAUGGGGAUGAGUGUCAGUUUGGUGUAGCAGUUUAAGGUAACAGGCUAGAAGCUGGGAGACUGUGAGUUCUAGUCCCACUUUAGAUAUGAAGGCAGUUGGGUGAUUUUGAGCCCAUUUUUUCUGAAUGGGUAUAAAAUAUCUGCUGGUGCUAUUAAGAAAGACUGAGUCUGCUUUCUGUCUUUAAAAGCAUGUUUCUCCAUUUCUCCCUUUGCGGACAUAUAAUACUGUGCUUCUUUUAUCUUGUCUUUUUAUGUACACAGAGCAUAUGCACCAAAGACAAAUUCCUUGUGUGUCCAAUCACACUUGGCCAAUAAAAGAAUUCUAUUCUAUUUCUAUUUCUAUUUAUAUUCGAUUCGAUUCCCCAAAAUAUUUUAUUCUUUGGUGGUAUGGGGAGCUUCCAACUCUUUUGCAUAGGCUAACUGAACAGAAACGUUGUAUGCUUAAAUUAAAAUCCUUGCAGGGAGAGAAAAUAGAACAGAGUUCAGCAGAAAAGCAAAGUUUCUAAUUCAUAGUUCAAAAACUAUCAAGGUUAAAAACCAAAGAAAAAGAAUUAAAAAGGAAAUAAGACAAUAGAUUCUGUGAAACUUAUCUCAGGGCCGAGUCUUCCAGAGAGGAAAACACACAGGAAGAACAAAACAAACAUGUCUCCAGCAGGUCAGAUUAUUCUGUAAACUAAAUCCAAAAUCCAGAUCUAUGUUUAGUGCCAUUAUUCCCCAGAAUACUUGGGUUUUUCCUGCUGCUUCAAUUCCAGAUGCCUAGGAAUUGGGGAUUUAUGUGUUACACUUUUCCUCAUGUGGCAGAGAAGACACAAUAAAAGCAACGUGGGGCUUCCUCCUCUUUUAAAAAAACAAAAAACAAAAAACACAGUCUAAUCAGAAAAAGGAGGAAAAUUUCUUGCUCUUGAUUGGUUGCUCAGUUUCCUGAGCAUUAAUGGUCUCUGCCCUCUAUCUAGAUUGGCAGAUUAGAUUUGACUGAAAGAUCACUGAAGCUUUCCUUUAACAUCUCUAUACUUGAAUGAGAUUUCUCCUCAUACUGAGGGCAAUAAGCCACCACGAACAUGCCAGGCUGGGAGUGCUGUGGUAUAGAUCAUCAGGAGAGUGGAAAAUAAGAUGCACUAUGCCAGGGGUAUCAAACUUGCAUCGUCACAUGACAUAUCAUGACUUUCCCCCACUUUGCUAAAUCAUUGUGGGUGUGGCCAGCAUGUGACGCAGAUUACAGAUUAGCAGAAUUGGAAGGGACUUUAUAGGUCAUCUAGUCCAACCCCGCCAAGCAGGAGAUCCUAUACCAUUUCCGACAAAUGGCAGUCCAAUCUUUUUUUGAAAGUCUCAAGUGAUCAAGCUCCCACAACUUCCGAAGGCAAGCUGUUCCAUUGGUUGAUUGUUCUCACUGUCAGAAAGUUCCUCCUCAUUUCUAGGUUGAAUCUCUCUCUGGUUAGUUUCCAUCCAUUAUUCCUUGUCUGGCCACGAGUUUGUCACCCCUGGACUAUGGCAAAUUCAGAGAACUGGAUAUGGCUAACUUUGGAACAAAGAAAGCUGGGAUUGCAAUCUUCAAGUAUCUGGAAGGAUGUCAUACAAAGGUUUUCAAUCAUGCCAGUUGAAAUACUGAGAAUUAGCUCUUUAAACUACAGGAAGACGGAUUCUGGUUGAAAAUUAAGAGAAACCUAUUAGUAAGAACAGUUUGAAAAUGAAACUACUUUCCUCCUCCUUCACUGGUCGUAGUCAAGGAGAUACAGACAGCCAUCUGUCAGGGAUACUUUCCAGAACUAUGAUUCUAUGACUAUGAAUAUAUUUAUUUCUGAAUAAAUAUAUGUUGGAUUGAGACAGAUAAGAUCUGGUCAAAGUUGCAGUCAAACUGGGUGACUUGUGGCCAACCAUGCUCUUUCAGAGUUGUGAGACUAAAAUGAGGAAAGAACUCAUGUACUCCAUCGGAAAAUAUUAUUAUAGUAGAUAAUUACAUCACAGUAUCAAAGAAUAUUUUAAAAAAAGAUAUAGAAAAAGAAAGAAGAAUAUACAGAUGCAGAAUAAUGACGGAUUAUCACGAAAGGGACCAAAUAACCUGUAACAGUUAAGUGUCCAUAGGAAGGGUGGGAAUAAAAAUUUGAAAGAUAGCAAUUGCAGUGGUAUGAUCCUUGUGUGUAUGUGAUGCAUGCAAGGUUUGGAUGGCAAUACUACACCAGCCAUCUUGUGUACACACACCCUGAGACGGGAGGGAGGGAGGGAGGAGGAAGGAAGGAAGGAAGGAAGGAAAGGAAAGGAAAGGAAAGGAAAGGAAAAGAAGGAAGAAAGGAAGAAAGAAAGACAUAUUUCAAGAUAAUAAAACAAACUUCUAGGAGGGGCUCUUCACUAUUAUAUCAACCAUUGAAUUGAGUCAAUAGUUUUUAUCUUUUUUUUUUAAAUUUACAUUUAUAUCCCGCCCUUCUCCGAAGACUCAGGGCGGCUUACAGUGUGUAAGGCAAUAGUCUCAUUCUGUUUGUAUAUUUACAAAGUCAACUUAUUGCCCCCCCCAACAAUCUGUGUCCUCAUUUUACCUACCUUAUAAAGGAUGGAAGGCUGAGUCAACCUUGGGCCUGGUGGGACUAGAACCUGCAGUAAUUGCAGGCAGCUGUGUUUUAAUAACAGGCUAUCUUACAGCCUGAGCCACCACGGCCCCUUGGCUCUGUUCACCUUGUUGUCCUACUCUUAAUUAUGCUUUCAAAUAUGCAUCCCUCUCCAGAACAUCUCUUAAAAGCAUACUUAACUUCACUCUGGAAAAACCAUGCAUAUUUUAGGUUAGAGGCAACAGACUGGACAUCUGGGAGCAUUUGUGAAAUACUUAUUCUAGUUUCUCUGUAUUCAGUGCUAUUUCUCCUUUUCUAACACUUAACAGCAUAUGUCUGCUUGAUGAAAAUAUUCUCUUCUGAGACUUCUAUUCAGUUUUCCUAAAGUUGGUGCCAAACAUGAUGCAAGUGUUUAUAAACAGAAGGCAGGGAAAUUAUAUAAACCUCCACAAUCUGCCUACCAUACUUUUUCUUUCUGUCCGUACAUCUAUAAGACUGACACCCAACGGAAGAGUCUUUUGUAGCAAUUGGCUAUUGGUUAAUUAAGUAAUGAAUUGCUCAUUAUAAUUUGUAAAAUAUUGUUGCAGUUUGAUAACACCUUUGUUUUUAACAGCAGCGUAUUUGUAGAUUAAUACAUAGAAGCUAUAGUACUAUUAAUAAGAAGCCCAAUUGUUUCACUGUAAAAUAAAGUUUAUAUUAUUCCUUGAAUUUACUUUUUAAAUGUUUGGGGGCGGGGGAAAGUAUGGUUUUAGGACAAAGAGGACAAUAAUUUCAUUCAGUCUUCAGCCUUAUUUUAAAACUCUGCAAAUUGGCUUUUAGGUUCUUGUCAACCUUCCUGGCUUGGCAAAUUUUUCCAGAAGGGUUGAAUAUUACCAUGUGGUUUGAUUAUCCAGGUGCAAUCCCAACUAGCCUUUCAAAGAACCGUGACAAAGAGAAUACUUAUAUAAUUGUAGAAAAUCUCUUUAUCAUUUAGAGUUAAGUUUUAAAGACUGAAUAUGUGAUUUGUCUGUGCACUAACCAGACGACACCUCAGUGCCACCUAUGAAACUCAUAAAACUGAUUGAGAACCAUUAAUCUAAAGCUUGCAAAACUUAAAAGGCAAUCUCAGCACAAUCAAUAUUUUGUAAGGAUAAAUUAUUAUUUUACCACCAAGAUGCAAGUAUGAAUUCAUCAUUUUCUCCAGCAGCAGGUACCACAUUUUUUCACUCCAUAAGAUGCGCCUGGCCAUAAGACGCACCUAAGUUUAAGAAGAGGAAAACAAGAAAAAAAAAUAUUAGGCAGCGCCUGAGAGGACCACAGAUAAGUGUCCUCUCAUGUGCCAGCUCUGCCUAUUGACUCCUGCACUGCGGAAAAGAGACAGAAGAGGCAGGCAAUGACAAAGACAGAAGAGGCGGGGUUCAGCACUGUAAAAGGACCCAGCCUGUGAUGCAAUAUUCACUCCAUAAGACGCACAGACAUUUCCACCUACUUUUGCGGGGGGGGGGGGGAUUGCAUCUUAUGGAGCGAAAAAUACAGUAAUUAGUAAAUUAAACCAAUGGAUAAUUUGCCAAGUUUAUAGUAGUCUAUUAUUGUCUUUGCUACUAGUGAGGCAAACUGCAGCAGGAGGCACAGGUACAGCCUAGAUGGGUCUUUUUUCUGCUAUUAAAAGGAAUUAAACAAAAGCCUUGAUUAACAAACGCAUGAUGGGCAAUGAAGGUCAAUAUCUUGUGUGUGUUUUGUUUAGACCCCUAUAACAUGAAAGAAACCAGAGAUGUGUUUGGGGAAAACUAUUCAACAUUCCCAAUCAGUGCAAUAUAGGGCAAAGAUUUAUUCUGCUAGAUAACAUGCAUAUACAAGCAUGAAUAAAAUGAGAGUACAGUCAAUGGAUCAUUACAAAAUACAGAAUAACAGAGUUGGAAGGUAUCUUGGAGGUCUUCUAGUCCAACCCCCUGCUCAGGCAAGAAACCCUAUACCAUUUCAGACAAAUGGUUGUCCAAUAUCUUCUUUAAAACUUCCAGUAUUGGACCAUUCACAACUUCUAGAGGCAAAUUGUUCCACUGAUUAAUUGUUCUCACUGUCAGGAAAUUUCCCUCUAGCUCUAGGUUGGAUCUCUCCUUGAUUACUUUCCAUCCAUUGCUUCUUGUCCUGCCUUCAGGUGCUUUGGAGAAUAGGUUGGCUCCCUCUUCUUUGUAGCAGCCCUUGAAUAUUGGAACAUUGCUAUCAUGUCGCCCUUAGUUGUUUUCAUUAAACUAGACAUAUCCAAUUCCUGCAACUGUUCAUGUUUUAGCCUCAAAUCCCCUAAUCAGUGGUGGGCUGCUGCCGGUUCGGACUGGUUCUAGCGAACCGGUAGUUCUGACCAUCAGUUGGCCCCGCUCACCCACCCCUGCCCUAUAUUUCCUUCUUUCUGGCUCAGCUGAUUGGUGCGGCACAACUGAUUUCCGCGCCUCCGCUGUUCUACUUGCCAGGGCUGCCUUAGAAGGUAAGCAGCUGAGCUUCAAAUUGCUGUAUUUUGAACACUGCGCAUAUGCGCGCCUGCUCACAGAACCGGUUGUUAAACCGGUUGCAGCCCACCACUGCCCCUAAUCAUCUUUGUUGCUUUUCUCUGCACUCUUUCUAGAGUCUCAACUUUUUAUUUACAUUGUGGCGAUAAAAAUUGGAUGCAGUAUUCCAAGUGUGGUCUUACCAAGUCAUUAUAAAGUGGUAUUAACAUUUCAUGUGAUCUUCAGUCUAUCCCUCCAUUAAUGCAGCCUAGGACUGUGUUGGCCUUUUUGGCAGCAUUGAAUUUCUGCUUAAGUACUUGGUUUAUUCAACUGUGUUCAUGAAUAUUAAUAGGAAAGAAAAGAAUAUAACCCUCAAAUAAUGACUGAUAUGUAUUUCUGAGAAAGAUGGGCCUUUGUGUGCGUGUGUGUGUGUGUGUUUUGUUAAAAAGGGGUGCGGCUUCAAUCAUGCGAUUGCAAUCAACUGCUUGACUCUCCUACAACCAUCCCACUGUCUCUUGAGACAGGCUAUUUUUAAUAAAGAAUGGAUCUUAGGGGGAAAAUGGAACUGGAAAAUAGGAAAACAGUGAUAGAAUCUAGAGUGAUAGUAAAAUUACUUCAGAAAGAGAAACUCUGAGUUCUGUAUGCAAAGGUGUUAGAUAAGAGAUAACUCUCCCAACUGAAUGAAUCAAAUGUGUAUGAAAAACAAUGUGGACACUGCUUGGAAAAUAAUUGUGUCUGAAAUAUUCCAGAGAAAUAUGUGGAUUUAUGCUAAUGGAAAGUAUAAAAAAGGAUGCUUAGUUAAACAAUAAAGUGAAAGGUGUUGUGGAAAAGAAAAAUAGGCAUCAAAGAGAAUGAUUGUACAAUGUUAUACAUGUAUAGAAAAAUAUAGCUUCAAAUUAUAUAAUUGAAGAGAAUAAGGGAAGAUUAAGAUUUAAAACGUUAUUUUAAAGGGGGAAAAUUGAAAGUGAGUAAAAAGAGCUAAACCAAGAGCUUCUAACACAGUGAUUUUAAAAUUGAGGGCAAUUUUCCCCAAGGGGGUAAUUUGGACAUAUGUGGGGGGGGGGAAUGGAACAAUUAGUCAUUCCUUGUUUGUGACUCAAGGAUACCAUUUGGGACUGCUGUUGCUGAAAUGCUUAGGUAAAACAACAGUAUGUCGGUUUUUAAAAAAUCAGAUAAUUACAUUAUUUGAGACUGGGAAAGGGAGUAAUUCACAAAAUUGUGAUAUUGUAUGGUUCAUAUAGAAUAGAAUAGAAUAGAAUAGAAUAGAAUAGAAUAGAAUAGAAUAGAAUUUUUUAUUGGCCAAGUGUGAUUGGACACACAAGGAAUUUGUCUUGGUGCAUAUGCUCUCAGUGUACAUAAAAGAAAAGAUACGUUCAUCAAGGUACAACAUUUACAACACAAAUGAUGGUCAAUAUAUCAAUAUAAAUCAUAAGGAUUGCCAGCAACAAAGUUACAGUCAUAUAGUCAUAAGUGGAAAGAGAUUGGUGAUAUACUGGUACGUUCCCCUUAUCUACAGCCUGUGACUUCUGUUCAUGGAUUUAUGGAUUGUUAAUUCUGUUUUGCUUCCUGUUGGAUUGUGUGUAUUUUUCCCUAUUACCCCCAACAGCAUUCUGUGUUACUGAGAAUAUUCAGUCUACACUGAAAAUUGUUUUUUUCUGUGCACCCGUGUUUUUCUUACAAUUUUCUGCAUAGUUUCCCUGAGUGUGACAGUAACCUCCUUUUAUGAAAUAUUAUAUUAACAAGAGAAUUAAAAUGUUUUUGGAACAUCAGCCAUCUUAACUUGGUCUCCCUCCAGAUAUGUUUAAAUAGAGCAGUGAAGCGGAAAAAAUGUUGCUGAGGCUUCUCAGUAUAUCACUUGACAUGGUUUGAACUGAAUCUACAGUGAAACUUAAGCACUUUUACAGCAGUUGAUUGCCUCUGAUGAAUGUAGGUAAAGCCCCACCUUAUAUCCUAGUCUGGUGACUUUUCACAUAGCACUGGAAAAAUUGCCUCACGUUUCUUAAUCAAUAAAAAGUGAUAGAUGCCUA
Ahaetulla prasina is the source of this 14870-nucleotide messenger RNA. RefSeq names its product NADH dehydrogenase (ubiquinone) complex I, assembly factor 6-like. NCBI's taxonomy places the organism in Eukaryota, Metazoa, Chordata, Lepidosauria, Squamata, Colubridae. The transcript is spliced from 8 exons. The coding region runs from base 168 to 836 and encodes 222 amino acids. The record is from RefSeq and is a predicted model, not a curated record. Gene Ontology annotation, cellular component: mitochondrion. Gene Ontology annotation, biological process: biosynthetic process; mitochondrial respiratory chain complex I assembly.